Messenger RNA from Ogataea parapolymorpha DL-1, 876 nucleotides. RefSeq names its product mitochondrial 37S ribosomal protein MRPS9. Bases 1 to 876 code for a protein of 291 amino acids. The record is from RefSeq and is a predicted model, not a curated record. Gene Ontology annotation, molecular function: structural constituent of ribosome; RNA binding. Gene Ontology annotation, cellular component: mitochondrial small ribosomal subunit; ribosome. The transcript has a single exon. Gene Ontology annotation, biological process: translation. NCBI's taxonomy places the organism in Eukaryota, Fungi, Ascomycota, Pichiomycetes, Pichiales, Pichiaceae.
AUGUUCGCAGGACAAGUUUGGAAAGCCCGGGCAGGUCUCACUCUCCGUGUUUUUGCACGUCAUUUGACGGAUGGCAAACCUCGGACAAUUGAGCCUGUUUUCCAGUACGGUUCUGAUAGUUUUGUUGAGCGAGAUAUGCAAUUAGAGAAAUUGAGACUCAUUCCUCCGAGUCCAACGGUGUUUGCGAGAAACCCAUACCAUGAGAAUGUUAUGGAAUAUUUGCUCGAUAUGAUGAACAAAUAUGCUUCUCUCCCUUAUAGCAAGAAAAACUCCGAGAAGUCGGUUUGGUUAUCUUUUGAGGACUACAAGAGAAAGGGGAAUACUGCCAAAUGCAAACUGGCAGAGUACAAUAAGCUAAAACAGACCCUCGUUAGAUUAGACUCGAUAGAUCCACAACUUAGAAGUCCUGAUCUCGAGGAGGUUCUCGACUUUUUCAAAGUCCCUAAGACAAUGAGGGACGUGGAGAAGAAAAUAAAGGAAUUGGACAGUAAGGGAAGAGCUGUGGCUACUGGAGGAAGAAAAGAUUCGAGCGCAAAAGUCUAUGUUGUGGAAGGAGAGGGAACGAUUUUGGUCAACGGCUUACCAUUUGAUGAAAAGUUCAAGAACCUGAAAGACAGAACUAGAAUACUUUAUCCAUUACAAAUUGUUGAGUCUGAGACCAAGUAUAAUAUUUUUGCUCUCUCCAGAGGAGGCGGUAGCACAGGACAAGCAGACGCCGUGCGGUUGGCCAUCGCCAGGGCUCUUGUGAUUCACAACCCACUAUUCGAGGACAUUUUGCUCAAGGCAGGCUGCUUGUACAGAGAUCCGAGAUCGGUGGAGAGAAAGAAACCUGGUAAAUUGAAGGCAAGAAAGUCUCCAACCUGGGUCAAACGUUGA